Rodentolepis nana is the source of this 1689-nucleotide messenger RNA. NCBI's taxonomy places the organism in Eukaryota, Metazoa, Platyhelminthes, Cestoda, Cyclophyllidea, Hymenolepididae. The record is from the annotation of a GenBank genome assembly.
AUGAUUUCCACGGCUUCAAUGCCGACCAACACGGAGGCAACCCCAAAUUCAUUGGAAUAUACAAAGACGGAGGAGAGUUCUACUGUUGUUGUGAGCGGACAGGCAGGAAAACUCGAUAAGUGGAGUUUAAUAGAAGUUAGAGUUGGAUUUGAUGUUACGAGAAAGGGCGAGCGGAGCCUGGUGAUUAACGGCUACAAGUUCACCAAGUCGCGCGACGGCAUGUCAGACAGAGUGUUCUGGAGAUGUUCGCGACGCGAAUGCAAGGCCACAGCGGUGACGGUAGGCGAGAGGCUUGAACACGUUCGCAUCCUACACGAGCACGAGAGACCACCUUCAGGUGAGUUCUACGCCGCCACCACCCCAGCUGUCACUGUUGCCACGGCGACGGCUGCUGCCACUCUUACUAGUCCCAGCGGACAACGAACUCGACGCAGGAGUAGCAAUCAGCCGCAACAGUCCAUUCGUGGAGCAUCUCAACAAGUCAAAUCCGAGUCCACUCCUCCACCUUUUCGUAACGCCCCCUUAGAGCAAAAAACGCCAUCUGUCAGUUCAGUAGAGCGUGGAACUGACAGUAAAUUGGAUAACGGAGUUCAACUGCCACUUCCUCCUACCGAGAUGCUUGCAACUGCUCCACCUGCAGUAAAGUAUACCACCUUCUCCGAGGUUGAUAGUCGAGGUCUGAGUACUCUCGCCGAUGCCGCAGCCUCCCAAUUGAAACGCGAUUCACAGAACUCAACUCCUGAUCCUCCGUGUGAAGCCCCUGCAGCCUCGCCAUCUUCUCAGACCUCUUUGGCAUCUGGGGUACCUUUUCUCCUCUUAGGACCUCGAGAUCUCUCUUCGACCGUCUUGAUCGGAGGGACCAACACCCCCGAAGGUCCUCCUCUCAUAACCACAUCAUCUCCUUAUUUUUCCCCUAGCUCCACACGUCGUUUCUCUGUUUCUGAAGUGCCAAUUUCAGCAAGAAGUUGCCUUCCACGAUCAUCCCUCCAAGUCGAUCAAUACUCCUCUCUUCGGGCAACCAACUUUCAUGAUGCGACGACGGGAGUUCGAGGAGGAGCACUCUUUCCGGCAUCUGCUGGCGGUGGUGGAGGAGGGAUGUUGCUGCAUUGGAAGAAAGAAAAAAUGUUGGAAUCAAAAGCGGAGGAAGAGAAGGCAGAAAUGGAGCAGUUGCAACAGCAACAGAGUUUCGGCAGACGACGCUAUUACACUGCAUCUCCUUCCUCAACAACCCGUGCCGGAACUGUAGUUGCUGCUCCUGCUUCUACCUCUACUUCUUUGAUGGCGACGUCGCCCAGUUGCGAUGCUGUUGUAACAGAAGAAGGGAAUACAGAACGUCCAACGUUGAAGAGAAAGCGAUGCGCCUCCGAUUGUCACCCUCCUCCUGUCUCUGUUCCUUACUCUUGUCCUUCCUCGACGUCACCAGCCAACAACCUCUCGGUUUCUUCAAUUGAUCCGCAAACAACAAUGAUAACUCCGUCGUCACCUCAGGUUGUGGAUUGGCACAAUCAAGUGCACAAUGAGCUGCAGUCCCAGAUGUAUGCAACCAUUCGGCAGUUGUUGGCCCGAGUGAACGCAGCCGAAGGGACCGAGAACGUGGUGGCUCUCUGCAGUGCUAUGACAGCUUGUCUGGACACAAUCGCCGCCAGCAAACGCGCUCGUCUCGAUCUCCCCCCACCAGUUGCCCCUUGA